AUGUGCAACAGGAAGUACAUCAAAGGUACUUGGAAUAAGACUAAAAUGCUGGCAACCUACAGCCAAGAGAGUUGCGUGCGAAGAGCUCGACAUGUCAUUCAGAGGAAUCCGCCACCUGAAACGCGAGGAAGUGAAGGCGACUCAAUUGGGUAUAAAGCAUCAGCCAACAUCUGCUCCGAGCAGUGCAAAGCUGAUGAAAACAUCAGUUCGGAGCUCAUACAGGACCUCUGCGAUUUAUUUUAUUUCCUUUGGAUUUAUUUGGCAUUACCGAGUCGGUGCAUCCAAGGAGACGCAUCUCUUUUCGGCACUUUAAGUGAAUGUGACUCCACAGCCAUCACUAUACUGGAAUUAAUUGACAUCCCCAGGGAUUUUUGCGCACCUGUUACCUCCACAGAGCGCAAGAUCAUGAUCCCUCCGGGAGACUGCAUGUAUGCGGGCAGAAAGAGGAGGAAGCCCGUCCAAAAACAGAAGCAGUCCUCUACCAAUGAGAAAACCAACCCGUCCAAGCGGCACAGAGACAGGCUGAACGCUGAGCUGGACCGGCUGGCCAGCCUGCUGCCCUUCCCCCCGGAUGUCAUCUCCAAGCUGGACAAGCUGUCCGUGCUGCGCCUCGCAGUGUCCUACCUCCGCGUCAAGAGUUUCUUCCAAGGUAAGAAAAAACACAGCUGGUCGGAGUCUUCACACAUUUCCCAGAGUCAACCGGUCAGUCACUGUGAGCUCAUCAAGUCACCCCCCCCCCGUGCUGUAAUCAUCGGAGGCAAACAUCAGAAGCCCUUCAAUCACUGCUCCUCUCUCCAUUGUUCCUCUCCUCCCAUCGCUGUUAGGCAGUGCUGA
Molecule: messenger RNA, 834 nt
Organism: Notothenia coriiceps (black rockcod)
Lineage: Eukaryota; Metazoa; Chordata; Actinopteri; Perciformes; Nototheniidae
Exons: 5
Coding region: 1-834 (277 amino acids)
Biological process (GO): xenobiotic metabolic process; regulation of transcription by RNA polymerase II; response to xenobiotic stimulus
Cellular component (GO): aryl hydrocarbon receptor complex; nucleus
Molecular function (GO): transcription cis-regulatory region binding; nuclear receptor activity; protein dimerization activity
Source: RefSeq, a predicted model, not a curated record